Phaeoacremonium minimum UCRPA7 is the source of this 1467-nucleotide messenger RNA. Its product is annotated as putative chloride channel protein 5 protein. Gene Ontology annotation, biological process: transmembrane transport; chloride transport. Gene Ontology annotation, molecular function: voltage-gated chloride channel activity. Lineage: Eukaryota; Fungi; Ascomycota; Sordariomycetes; Togniniales; Togniniaceae. The record is from RefSeq and is a predicted model, not a curated record. The transcript has 2 exons. Bases 1 to 1467 code for a protein of 488 amino acids. Gene Ontology annotation, cellular component: early endosome; Golgi apparatus; membrane.
AUGUGGCAGAGUUUUGUUUGUGCAAUGACGGCUGCUGUCGUUCUGCAGGCGCUUGAUCCUUUCCGCUCAGGAAAGCUCGUGCUAUAUCAAGUGAAGUAUAGCACCGGAUGGCAUGGGUUUGAACUUAUCCCCUUUGCUAUUCUUGGGAUAAUAGGAGGUAUCUAUGGGGGCCUCUUCAUCAAGGCCAACAUGAGCGUGGCGAGAUGGAAGAAGUCCACAUCAUGGCUCCCAGGCCCAAUAACGCAAGUCGCUCUUGUAGCUGUGUUGACGGCUCUCAUUAACUACCCUAAUCUUUACAUGAGGGCUCAGUCGUCGGAGCUUGUCUCCAACCUUUUCUCUGAAUGCUCGAAGUUGCUUGAUGACCAGUUUGGUCUUUGCAAGACUGGAGCUGCGACAGCAGGCACCAUCGUACUGCUUCUAUUUGCUGCAGUACUGGGCUUCUUCCUCGCCGCAAUUACCUUUGGUCUGCAGAUACCCGCAGGUAUUAUCUUGCCGUCUAUGGCCAUUGGCGCCUUAACUGGCCGCGCAGUUGGAAUCAUCAUGGAGAUCUGGGUGCAUAAUCAUCCGACUUUCUUCCCAUUUCAGUCCUGCGAACCAGAUAUACCGUGUGUCACCCCCGGGACAUAUGCCAUUGUUGGAGCUGCGGCAACACUUGCAGGCGUGACACGGAUGACAGUCUCCAUUGUCGUCAUCACCUUCGAGCUGACCGGCGCUCUAACCUAUGUGCUGCCUAUCAUGGUUGCUGUUAUGAUAUCCAAAUGGGUCGGCGACGGCUUCUCGAAAAGGGGCAUUUAUGAGUCCUGGAUCCAUUUCAACGAAUACCCCUUCCUCGACAACAGCGAGGAGAUGAUCAUCCCAGACAUCCCCGCAUCCCAGAUCAUGACGAGGAUCGAAGACCUGGUCGUCCUCACUGCUACCGGGCACACAAUAGCUAGUCUUAAGAGCAUCCUGGAGACACACCCCUAUCGGGGUUUCCCAGUUGUCUCUGAUCCAAGAGAAGCCAUUCUACUUGGCUACAUCUCGCGCGCUGAACUGGCGUACAAUCUACACACCUCGACACAACCGCCUCGAUCCCUCCCGCCCGAGACCGAGGCAUUCUUCUCCCAUCAGCCUCUCGCAGAUCCCCGAACCACCCUCGACCUGCGGCCGUGGAUGGAUCAGACGCCAAUAACGCUUCCUUCGCGGUCAAGCAUGCAGCUGGCCGUGAGCUACUUCCAGAAGCUUGGUCUUCGAUACGUGCUGUUCAGUGACAGGGGCGCUCUCCAAGGACUCCUGACCAAGAAGGACGUGUGGUACGUCUUGAACGGAGAGGAAGAAACUCGAAGAACAACCGGAAUUACAAGAGACAUGGGCGUGGAAACUGGCAUCACUAGAGAAGAUGGCGAGGGAGAACAGAGAGGACUCCUACACUCCGAAGAGGGCGAGGAAACUCGAAGCCCGGCGGGAGACGCCGAUUCGAUAUUAUAG